AUGGCACGCAUCUUACUGGGAUGCUUAGUGGGAAAGGUUCCUAGAAGGGUUGUACUUGCCUACCGCUCCCUACUAGACUUCAUCUAUUUAGCCCAGUACCCCACUCACAACGAUCACACCCUAGGCUAUCUUCAAGAUGCUUUGGACACAUUUCACAAACAUAAGUCCAUGCUUAUUGAGCUGGGCAUACGCGACCACUUCAAUAUUCCCAAAAUACACAGCCUCACCCACUAUAUCAACUCUAUACGCAUGUUUGGUGCUACUGACAAUUACAAUACUGAGGCUUUUGAGUGCCUCCAUAUUGAUUUUGCCAAGGACGCCUGGAGGGUUACCAAUAAAAGGGAUGAGCAUCCACAAAUGGCUUCCUGGCUGGAUAGGUAUGAGAAGGUGUUGUCUUUCCAGCUAUACUUGGAUAGUCUAGGCGAAACACCCAACUCACAUGAAACUAAUCCCCAACCUCACAUAUCCCUACCAAAAAGGCCCCAUCAGUACGGUCAAUCACUUCAAAAUAUCAUGGACGCCCAUCACUGCCCUGGACUGACACCAGACCUCAAAACUUAUCUCAAUCAGUUGAGGAGCAGGGCUAUAGGUGAAGGUUUGGGGCAAAAUAGAUUAGAGAUGACACAGCUUCCAUUUGAAAAGCUUGACGUAUACCAUGGUUUUAAGUUUGUUUUGGAGGAACUGGGGGAGGAUGUGGUGGAUGGCCAUGGACCAAAUGACUGGGUAAGAGCAUGCCCAAAGACUAGGGGCCCCCAUGGUCAGGAACAGUUUGAUACAGUUGUGGUGAUGAGGACUGAUGAGUGUGAAGGCACAGGCCUUCAAGGUGAGUUGAUUUUGUUUACUUUUCUUUUCAAGCUACCCAAACAGGUCUAUGGUGCUUUUGCCUCCCCAGAGUACUGGCCAACGGAACCCCUGGCCUAUAUCCAAUGGUAUACUCCACUUAAACCUGCACCAGAGAAAGACCACCUUAUGUAUCAGGUGAAGAAGAUGCCCCUAAGGAAUGGUAAUAUGGCCCCAGCCAAUAUCAUUCCUCUCAGCAGUAUCCGUCAGACU
Messenger RNA from Suillus paluster, 1053 nucleotides. RefSeq lists its product as uncharacterized. NCBI's taxonomy places the organism in Eukaryota, Fungi, Basidiomycota, Agaricomycetes, Boletales, Suillaceae. The annotation marks the transcript as partial. The transcript has 2 exons. The record is from RefSeq and is a predicted model, not a curated record.